UCAUUUCCAAUGGCGGCUCAACUAUAAAUGGACCCUCGUUUGGAUUGUCGACAUUCCUUGUUCAAAAUGCAACGCGGCUAUUUCGUUCUUUAUCUUGCCUGUUUCAUAGGAUUAGCAGUCCUUAGCGUGCCUCUAGGAUUAGCAGUCGAAGACUGCAUUUCCAAAAAGAACUGUACAUCCGAUUUUAAACCUGUUUGCGGUAGUUCUCAGUACCAGGACGAAUAUAAAACUUUUUUUAGCAAAUGUGACCUCGAAAUCAGUGUGGAAUGUGAUGGAGAAGAUGUUCUACCCAACCCUGAAGCCCUUCAAUUACAAAGAGAUAUUCCUCAUUUGUCCACUGCAAACAAGAAAUCGAAGGAGUGGACGAACUUCGUUAUAGGCGCCAAGGUCAAGACGCCUCAUUUCCAAUGGCCGCUAAACUAUAAAUGGAUGCUCCCUUUGCAGUGUCGCCAUUCCUUGUUCAAAAUGCGUCUCGGCUACUUCGUGCUUUAUCUUGCCUGUUUUAUAGGAUUAGCAGUCGGAGAUAGCUUCAAAGACUGCAUUUCCAAAAAGACCUGUAAAUACGACUUAGGUCCUAUUUGCGGUAGGUCUGACGCCCAGGACAUAGUUAAAACUUUUUCUAGCAUAUGUGACCUCGACAACAGGGUGGAAUGUGCAGGAGAAGAUUGGAGGGUCUUAAAAAAUGGCAGAUGCUAGAGAAAACAUGAGAAAUAUUGAGGUAAACACUCGCCGCAAAAGGAAGCUGAUAUGAAAUAACUCUGUCAAUAUGAUUUAAUUUUAACUUAAAUGUUUCCCGGUUUUGAUUAUUUUUUAAAAAUUGAUAGCCUGUGUUUAUUUUUAUUAUAUCCUUAGUAAUAAUCAAUCGAAUAAUCAUUUAUACUAAUGUCAUUCACCUGAUUUAAACAACCAGCAUAAUAUUGAUUUUUAAAACUAAAUUAAGAUUUGAAGAAUGAUCAUCAAGAAGAAAAACUAAAAUUGAAAGUAACGAUAUUUAAAAAAACAUCUGGUGCGCGCAACACACAACUUUCACUUACCGCUCUACUUUGAAUAGAAAUUAUUUUCUGGCAAUGCUGGGGUAUUAUAAAAUUUUUGAAGUGCAUUUUAAACGGAGCUAAAACUGGAAGUUUACAAAUAACAAAUCAUUAAUAUCAAUGAAAUUACAAAGAGUCUAUUUAUUAUAUCGUCGGUAGGCAAUAAAACUCGAGACACUCCAUCUGCUUUUAUAAACCACACAAGUUCAGUCUUUGAGCCUUGGGUUGACAUAAUGAAUAUGUACCUAGAGAGGUUCGAAAGGUUUUUAUUGCCUUUCAUGGAUAGGUCAAAUGUUGUCAAACUAAUUGUAAUGAUGUCGGGAUUUCACAACGAGAAAAUUGAUCAAAUUAUUCACUAAUUUUCUGAAAGGUUACUUAAUAAUUUUUUUAAACCAAUGGGCGUUAGAUAAGUAAUUAUUUAAAUAUAAUAUCUUAUCUAGAAUUAAUACUCCAUAGUAAAUAUAUUUGAGGUUAUUAACAUAUCCAUAGUUAACGAAUCGGAGGCAGUGGAGACUUUAUAAGUAAUGUUUUAAUUCAUAAAGUUACAAAUGGCAUCUAAAAUACAGAGUAAUAUAGUAUGGAUA
Messenger RNA from Nezara viridula (southern green stink bug), 1615 nucleotides. The record is from the annotation of a GenBank genome assembly. Lineage: Eukaryota; Metazoa; Arthropoda; Insecta; Hemiptera; Pentatomidae.